Molecule: messenger RNA, 332 nt
Organism: Nezara viridula (southern green stink bug)
Lineage: Eukaryota; Metazoa; Arthropoda; Insecta; Hemiptera; Pentatomidae
Source: the annotation of a GenBank genome assembly
UUGUUUGCUUCACAAAUGAAUCGAAAAGAACCUUUAACUCAAUUCAUCCAGCAGAUCCAUGGGAGACCUGUGGUUGUUAAAUUGAACAGUGGUGUGGAUUACAGAGGAGUUUUGGCUUGCCUAGAUGGAUAUAUGAACAUAGCUCUUGAGCAGACUGAAGAGUAUGUUAACGGUCAACUCAAAGAGAAAUAUGGGGAUGCCUUUCUAAGGGGAAAUAAUGUUCUUUACAUCAGCAGUCAGAAACGCCGUUAUAAUUAAGUUGCAGAUAUCUGUAAUUUAUUGUAUAUUCUGUAAUAUAUGAUUUUUUACUAAUAAAAAACCCAUAAACCAGU